UUACACUACAAGUAUAUAUCAAAAAUCAUGAAUCGAAGUUGAAUCCUAAGAAUAUUCCCGCAAUUUCUGGGUGUUCAUGGAUACCGUCUUUAAAUUCAUCUCCCCCGAUUCUUCCAAAUCCCCCCUAAAUAUGGCUCUCAAAGCUGUUCAUGUUACACAAGUUCCUAAUCUUGAUCAAGUACCCGAUGAUCUCAAUCACUCUAAUAAUGCUCCUCCUGCAUUCAACAUUUACCCUCCCAUGUUUCAUAACAACUCGUCCCAUCACUUUAUGAUCAUGGGACACAGAGGAACCGGAAUGAAUUUAUUGCAAUCGCCUGAUCCUCGAAUGAAAUCCCUCAAGGAGAAUUCGAUUCUCGCUUUUAAUGCAGCCGGAAAAUUCAAUUUGGAUUUCAUCGAAUUCGAUGUUCAGGUGACCAAAGAUGAUUGUCCAAUCAUUUUCCAUGACAGCUUCAUCUUCACCGAAGAAAAGGGUGUCGUAAUUGAGAAAAGAGUUACAAAUCUGAAGUUGGAUGAGUUUCUUUCGUAUGGACCACAGAGGGAGCCGGAUAAAGUGGGUAAGCCUUUAUUUAGAAAAACAAAAGAUGGGAGAAUUUUUGAGUGGAAAGUCGAAAAGGAUGAUCAUCUAUGCACAUUGGAAGAGGUGUUUCAAAACGUAAAUCAUUCCAUGGGAUUCAAUAUAGAGUUCAAAUUUGAUGAUAAUAUCGUCUAUAAAGAGGAUGAUUUGGUUCACGUCAUACAAGUUGUUCUUCGUGUUGUAUUCAAUUAUGCUAAAGAUAGAUCCAUCAUUUUUUCAAGCUUUCAGCCGGAUGCAGCUCUUUUGAUCAGGAAACUUCAAACCACUUAUCCUGUUUUCUUUCUUACAAACGGAGGGUCUGAAAUCUAUACGGAUAUCAGGAGGAAUUCGUUAGACGAAGCAAUGAAGUUGUGUUUAGCAGGCGGCUUAAACGGAAUCGUUUCUGAAGUGAGAGCCAUCUUAAGAAAUCCAGGAGUAAUUAGAAGAAUCGAAGACUCUAAACUCUCUCUCAUAAGCUAUGGCCAAUUAAAUAAUGUGCAAGAGGUGGUGUACGCGCAACUUUUGAUGGGCGUUGGUGGGGUAAUAGUUGAUUUGGUCCAAGAUAUCACAGAGGCGGUUGCGAAUUUUGGCAAAACUGUUAAAGAAGAGAAUGUAGUCAAAGAGGAUGAAGACGACGAGAUCAAGUGUUCACAAUAUCAGCUUUCGAAUCUUAUGAAGCUCAUUCCCGGUUUAAUACAACCCUAAUUUCGACACGUAGAUUGUCGUAAGAGUUGUAGGAGGUUCGAGUCCCAUAAGAUUGUGUACAUGAAUGGUAUGACCAUAAACUUCAUGCAUGUUCUAUGUUGUGUGUAUAUGUUGAUCAAGGCAAUAGGAAAAGGGAAAAGACCCCGUAGAAUAAAAGUGUCACUAUUUGGGAGCCAAAAAAUAUUUGUAGGUAAAUUAUGUGUAAAUGGGUCUUUUUCUUUUGUUUUGUAUAACAUUUUCAUGAAUUAUUAUAUCUGGUUUUCGACU
Molecule: messenger RNA, 1525 nt
Organism: Cynara cardunculus var. scolymus (artichoke)
Lineage: Eukaryota; Viridiplantae; Streptophyta; Magnoliopsida; Asterales; Asteraceae
Product: glycerophosphodiester phosphodiesterase GDPD1, chloroplastic-like
Exons: 7
Coding region: 77-1258 (393 amino acids)
Biological process (GO): glycerophospholipid catabolic process
Molecular function (GO): phosphoric diester hydrolase activity
Source: RefSeq, a predicted model, not a curated record